Molecule: messenger RNA, 1192 nt
Organism: Fragaria vesca subsp. vesca
Lineage: Eukaryota; Viridiplantae; Streptophyta; Magnoliopsida; Rosales; Rosaceae
Exons: 5
Coding region: 1-1089 (362 amino acids)
Biological process (GO): transmembrane transport
Cellular component (GO): membrane
Molecular function (GO): xenobiotic transmembrane transporter activity; antiporter activity
Source: RefSeq, a predicted model, not a curated record
AUGGAAGAGAGAUCUGUUGAGAGGUUUUUUGUACCCUCAUCGUUUUCCAAUGUUGGAAUGAAUCCAAAUCGGUGUUUUAGUUCUAUGGAGGUGAAUAAACCAGAAGGGAAGCCUUCUGUGAAACGCCUGGGUAAUCUUACAAGCACAUGGAAUGAGUUUGCUGCCUAUCUCAACAAGAAGCAGAUACAAACCAGAUGCAAAGAAUCGAAUAUGUCUGGGAGCGAAAGCCAUUCUGCCAUCCUUAAACAAUUUUCUGGGUUUCUUGCAGAAACUGGUUUUGUUCCACAUGAAGAAGCUUCAGGUACUCUAUCAUCUUUGUCUACUGCUCUCACUGUUUGUGCUGAGAAUGACUAUUGGAUUAUAGACUCAGGAGCUACGGAUCACAUGACAAAUAAACUUCAAAGUUUGCAUGAUUUCAAACAAUUGUCCAUUCCUUCAAAAGUGUCUCUUGCAAAUGGCCAUGGUGCCUCUGUUUUGGGAAAAGGAAAAAUUGCAUUGCUUUCUAAUCUUAUUGAGUCAGUUGCUCUCAUGACGAUAGCAGGAUGGGUGUUCAUGAUCUCAGUCGGGUUAAAUGCAGCUGCAAGUGUGAGAGUAAGCAAUGAGCUUGGAGCCGGAAAUCCCAAGUCCACAGCAUUUUCCGUCGUUGUGGUGACUACGAUCUCCUUCAUCAUUUCCGUCAUUGCAGCCAUAGCUGUUCUUAUUUUCCGAGACGUUAUCAGCUACGCCUUCACGGAGGGUGAAGUCGUGGCUGCUGCUGUCUCAGAUCUCACCCCUCUGCUUGCCCUCACCCUCCUCCUCAAUGGAAUUCAGCCAGUCUUGUCCGGUGUUGCUGUUGGGUGUGGAUGGCAAGCUUUUGUGGCGUAUGUAAAUGUGGGGUGUUAUUACUUGGUUGGAGUACCCCUCGGUGUCCUUCUUGGUUUUUACUUCAACUUUGGUGCUAAGGGAAUAUGGUUAGGGAUGAUGGCAGGUACAUUGAUGCAAACAAUCAUUCUAUUAUGGAUCACCAUUCGAACGGACUGGAAAAAGGAGGUGGAAGAGGCAGCUAGAAGGUUGAACAAUUGGGACGUGAAGGAACCCCUAAAAGUCUGAGAAUGAAGUCAUUGUAUAUGCGUAGGACAAUGUUUAUUCUCCAAGGUUAUUCAUAGUGUAAUUUGGUGAUUUUGUUAUAUAUGGUAGUGACACUAUUUUCCGG